GGCCUGACUCCACGUGCCCUCCAUCUAGGCAUGGCGCUGUCCUGGGCCCUUGCUGCCCUGAGCCUCCUUCCUCUGCUGGACGCCCAGAGCCCAGUGUGUGCCAACCUCACAGCGACACCCAUCACCAACGCCACCCUGGAGCAGAUCUCUGGCAAGUGGUUUUAUAUCGCCUCGGCCUUCCGCGAACCGGAGUUCAACCAGUCAUCUAGAACGAUCCAUUCGGCCUACUUUUACUUUGCUCUCAACCAUACAGAUGACACAAUACUGCUCACAGAGUACCUAACCAUUGGGAACCGGUGCAUCUAUAACUCCAGCUAUCUGAAGGUCCAGCAGAAGAAUGGGACCGUAUCCAAAGACGAGUCCGGCAAAGAGGUAUUUGCCGAUCUCCUGCUCACCAAGGAUCCCAAGAUCUUCAUGCUUGGCUUCUCCCUGAAAGACGAGCAGAACAAGGGUCUGUCCUUCUACGCUGACAAGCCGGAAGUGACCGAGGAGCAAAUGAGAGUUUUCCAUGAAGCCAUCAGGUGCAUAGGCAUGCAGAAGUCGGAGAUCAGUUACACCGAUGCAAAAAAGGAUCUGUGUGGGCCACUGGAGAAGGAGCACAAGGAAGAAAGGCCGAAGGAAAAGGAGGGAGACACAGCACUGGGUUAGGACCUUGGGGACUUUGGGGCCCAUCGUCAGCCCUACGCCCACCCCUUGGACAUCCGGUUUUUGUCUCAGGUCCAUCAAUAAAGCUUCUGCAUUUGAAACAGGA
Neomonachus schauinslandi (Hawaiian monk seal) is the source of this 751-nucleotide messenger RNA. RefSeq names its product orosomucoid 1 (gene ORM1). Gene Ontology annotation, biological process: regulation of immune system process. Bases 31 to 648 code for a protein of 205 amino acids. The record is from RefSeq and is a predicted model, not a curated record. Lineage: Eukaryota; Metazoa; Chordata; Mammalia; Carnivora; Phocidae. The transcript is spliced from 6 exons.